This is a messenger RNA of Drosophila yakuba, 1371 nucleotides long. RefSeq names its product tRNA methyltransferase 10 homolog A. Gene Ontology annotation, molecular function: tRNA binding. Gene Ontology annotation, biological process: tRNA N1-guanine methylation. Gene Ontology annotation, cellular component: nucleoplasm; nucleus. The transcript has 2 exons. Bases 119 to 1087 code for a protein of 322 amino acids. The record is from RefSeq and is a predicted model, not a curated record. NCBI's taxonomy places the organism in Eukaryota, Metazoa, Arthropoda, Insecta, Diptera, Drosophilidae.
UACCCACAGCAGCGCUGUUAGGCGGAGCACGCUGAAUACACUGUCAAAUCAGCUGUUUGCGAUAUUCGUUUUCAUGCCACUCAAAUUGAACUAUUAAAUCUAGUUGCAAACUUAUUCCAUGGACACGACGGAACAGGGGCCUAAGGAGGUCCCCCUGUCGCUGACCCCGGCGGUGCUCAGCUUGAGCAAUUGCCCGGGCACGACGCCCGGAACGCCCCUGAGCAAAAAUCAGCUAAAGAAGCAGCGCAAGCUGGCGGAGUUUGCUGAACUCCGGAAGCUGCGUCGCGAACGGGAGCGUGAGAAAAAAAAGCAGAAGCGCCGGGAGUCCAAGGAGCUGGGUCUGCCCCUCCGGACGGGCCCCUCCCGCAAGGAGCUCAAGAAACGCCAGGUGACAGACGUCGGAGAGUCCGUCCUCUCGGUUGCCAUUGAUCUGGACUACGACGAUUUGAUGCAUGAGCGGGACAUCGCCAAGUGCGUUAAGCAGUGCCUCCGCAUCUACACCAUCAAUCGGCGCAGCCCACAGCCGGGCAAACUGCACUUCACUGGCAUCCGGCGCAACGGUCACAUCCACGAGUCGUUCAAGAAGAACGACGGCUGGGAGAACUGGCACGUGCAGUACCAUUUUGAUCGCGGGCACGCCGAUGUCUUCGACCGCAGCCAACUGGUCUACCUCACCUGCGAGUCGGAUCGGGUGCUGGACAAGCUGCAGCCCGGCUGCACCUACGUCAUCGGGGGCCUGGUGGACCACAAUCACUUCAAGGGCCUGUGCCACUCAAGGGCCACGGAGGCGGGCUUAACCACCGCCCGUCUCCCUCUGAGCGAGCACGUGGACAUGAAAACCAGGGCCGUGCUCAGCACCUACCACGUCUUUGAGCUGCUGACCAAGGUGGCUGCCGGCCAGGACUGGACUGCGGCCAUACUGACCACGAUUCCCAUGCGCAAGGGAGCCAAGGCGAAAAUCACAGAGCAAAAGGAUGAGCCGUGUCAGGAUCUGGAGCAGAAGGACGAAAAACCGGAUGCUGAGUCAAAGAAGCCCACCGAAACCGCCAUCGAGUCUGAAAUCGAAUCCCACUCUUUGGACAGUUGACAACAGUCGACAUCGCAUUUCGAGGUCUUUUUGAUUUUUAUUUCAGUUUCUUUUGUUUUUACAAAAUCACAUUUAGUUUUGUUUCGCAAAAUAAAUUAUAACUUAAAAUACAUAGCGCAAAUAAUAUUAAGAAUACAAAAAAGUGUGUUACUGGAUUUAAUGUUUAAUUUAUGUUUUACAACGCACAAUGAUGGCCAGCGUCUUCUGAUUUUGUAUAUUGCUGAAAUGAUUUGUGCACGUUACGUUAUAUGGCGAAUGCGUUUCAAGAUAGCACCGAACCAAAA